UUUACUUAUAUUUUGUUGAAUGCGGCAGCUGUUUUCAUGUUUCCUCGUUGUUGUUUUGAUCCUUUUUUUGUUCGUUUAUCAAUGCUUAUUGUUGACUGGAGAGUAAAAUUAAUUGCCUAAGUUUAUUAUACUUGCUCAGUUUGUUAAAUAUUCUCAUUUUCCUUCUUUUUGUUAUUAUCAAGUUAUAGUCCUCUUUCUUUGUUGAAUGCCUAACUUUUCUUUUCCUCGAUAUGCCCUACUUUGUGAUCUUUUGAUUAAAAAAAUUCUUUUUUCUGUUUUGGAUGUGUGAAUAGGAGUAUCUUAAUAAAUUCGUGUGUUUACUUUUGCAAGUAUAUUAGAUGCAUUCUUUUGAUCUAUGUGGAAAGUCGAAUGGCCUAUUGUUGUGGAGAGAAGAGUGGAGCGAUUUAGCUUGUUUUGAUUGUCUGGGUGAAAAUUGGUUGAAGAAGAAUGAUUUAGAACUUGUUUGUUUCAAUUUUGAAAAUAAUUUCAUUGUGAUAUAACACUAAUCUAGUUUUAAGUUCUAGUGCUUAUGAAAUGUUUGGAUGUUUGAUCUCUUCUUGACAUAUAUGAUUGUUAAUAUGGAAUAAAGUAGUGGGCUUGUUUUCAGCAGAGGUUGUGGUGCUUGGAGGUGGUUCUUUUGGAACUGCUAUGGCGGCUCAUGUUGCUGAUAGGAAAGCUCAGCUAGAAGUUAACAUGCUUGUACGAGAUGCUGAAGUUUGUCAAUCGAUCAAUGAGAGUCAUCUUAAUUGUAAGUAUUUUCCAACACACAAGCUGCCAGAAAAUGUUGUUGCCACGACAGAUGCUAGAGAAGCUUUACAGGGUGCAGACUUUUGCUUCCAUGCUGUACCUGUGCAGUUCAGUGCCUUGUUCCUUGAGGGCGUUGCUGAUUUUGUUGAUCCGAGCCUACCUUUUAUUUCUCUCAGCAAAGGCCUGGAGCUCAAUACAUAUAGAAUGAUGUCUCAAAUAAUUCCCCGAGCACUGAGAAAUCCUCGCCAGCCCUAUGUGGUUCUAUCUGGGCCUUCAUUUUCUCUGGAGUUGAUGAACAAAUUGCCAACAGCCAUGGUGGUGGCAUCAAAGGACAAAAAGAUGGCAAAUGCUGUUCAGCAACUUCUUGCUUCUAAGAACUUGAGAAUCAACACUUCAAGUGAUGUUACAGGGGUUGAAAUUGCAGGUGCUCUUAAGAAUGUACUUGCUAUAGCUGCUGGGAUCGUAGAAGGGCUGAAUCUCGGAAAUAAUUCAAUGGCAGCUCUUGUCACUCAAGGUUGCUCUGAGAUAAGAUGGCUGGCAACAAAGAUGGGAGCCAAGUCAACAACAUUGACCGGUUUGUCUGGAAAUGGAGACAUCAUGCUGACUUGUUUUGUGAAUCUUUCACGAAACAGAAGAGUUGGUGUUCGUCUUGGAUCCGGGGAAAAACUUGAUGACAUUCUCAAUUCUAUGAACCAGGUAGCUGAGGGCGUAUCCACUGCCGGAGCCGUGAUUGCAUUGGCACAGAAAUAUAAGGUUAAGCUGCCGGUCUUGACAGCAGUUGCUCGCAUUGUUGAUAACGAACUCACGCCAACAAAAGCCGUUUUUGAACUGAUGAAUCUGCCACAGGUAUGGUUUGUUGGUGACGUUUUCCCAAUUCUUUAGAGAGAUGGAUUUUUAGGAUAACGUUGGAUUUCAUUUCAUGGUGUGUAGGUUGAAGAAGUUUAGGUUUCGAGAAUGUUUAAUAUGAGGUCUGGGCGACGAUAGAUAAGAUAGGUUGCGAGUUGUGCAGAAAUUUUGUGUAUCAAUGUAUUCACAACGUUUGACUUGUGAAGCUAAGGACUCGAAUUGAAAUGUAAAUAAAACUUCCGGGUGCCGGAAAAUUUUUACAGGACACAAUUAAAAAAAAUGUUGGUAGGUUGGGUACCAAUUAGAUACAUUAU
Messenger RNA from Salvia miltiorrhiza (redroot sage), 1907 nucleotides. RefSeq names its product glycerol-3-phosphate dehydrogenase [NAD(+)] 2, chloroplastic. Lineage: Eukaryota; Viridiplantae; Streptophyta; Magnoliopsida; Lamiales; Lamiaceae. Bases 649 to 1629 code for a protein of 326 amino acids. Gene Ontology annotation, cellular component: cytosol; glycerol-3-phosphate dehydrogenase (FAD) complex. The transcript is spliced from 8 exons. The record is from RefSeq and is a predicted model, not a curated record. Gene Ontology annotation, molecular function: NAD binding; glycerol-3-phosphate dehydrogenase [NAD(P)+] activity. Gene Ontology annotation, biological process: carbohydrate metabolic process; glycerol-3-phosphate catabolic process.